CUGGAGUAGUAGACCAUUUGUAUCUGCAGCUCUGGAUGUGACUGGAGUAGUAGACCAUUUGUGACUGCAGCUCCGGAUGUGACUGGAGUAGUAGACCAUUCGUAUCUGCAGCUCUGGAUGUGACUGGAGUAGUAGACAAUUUGUGCCUGGAGUAGUAGACCACUUGUGACUGCAGCUGUGGAUGUGACUGGAGUAGUAGACCAUUUGUGACUGCAGCUGUGGAUGUGACUGGAGUAGUAGACCAUUUGUGACUGCAGCUCUGGAUGUGAGUGGAGUAGUAGACCAUUUGUAUCUGCAGCUCUGGAUGUGACUGGAGAGUUACUGGAGGAAUGUGAUCAGAGGAAUUCUUCAGGUUUGGUGUGCCGUGGGGGAGGGGAGCGUCCGGGGCGAGCUGGGUGUGAUGCUGGAAUACAAAGUAUCACCUGUAGCUCCAGAGGGCGGUCACAGACAGCGCGGCCGCCGCCCGGGGAACGUCUCAGAACCACGCGGCGAGGUCCAGCGAGCAAUGCCCAGGAUUAACCCGCGGGGCCACCCACCCAGUGCCGCAGGUACCACCGGUCGAUGGAGAAGCUUCUGCAGGAUUACUGAACGAAUCAACUGCCUCCUCCAUCUUCACCGACUGUCUCUACAUCAACUUCUACAAUAGUUCCUUCAGCCACAACCUCCAUCUCCAAGGACUAUCUUUAGAACCACAUUCUCCAUCUCCACCUAUAGUUCCUUCAACCACAACCUCCUCCAGGACUUUCCUUAAAUCUAGAUCUAGCAUCUCCAAGCACUGCCUCUACAACCACAUCCUCUAUCUCCAAGUUUUCCCAGAACCACAUCUUCCAUCUCCAAGUACUUUUCCCAUUACCACAUCUUCCAUCUCCAAGUACUUUUCCAAGAACCACAUCUUCCAUCUCCAGGGACUGUCCCUGGAACCACAUCUUCCAUCUCCAAGGACUAUCUCUAGAAGCACACUCUCCAUCUCUAAGGACUGUGCCUAGAACCACAUCCUCCAAGAACUAUCCCUUCAAAUCAAUCCUACAUUUCCACGGAUUGCUCCACCUGUCUCCAGGAUGAAUUUCCGCAACCUGAUAUCUCCACUGAUCAUCAUACGUUUCUUCCAGAUCUUUCUUUCCUGCACGGCAUUCAGUUUGGUGGCCAGUGUAGACGCAUACCAUAACCAAUAUGGUGCUUGGAGUAUGUUUACGUGGAUCUUGGCCUUCAUCAUGACCAUCUUAAUAGUUGUUCUGGAGUUGACUGGAUUCUACAACGCCAUCCCCAUAUCUUGGGAGGACUUCACCUCUGCUUUCUCCAUGUUGGCCUCAUUGAUGCUCUUCACCACCUCCAUCAUGUAUCCUUCAGUCUUCCUACAGGGCGUGUGCAGUGGACACAACUGCGCUUGUCGCGGGGCCGCCACUGCCAUGUCUAUCCUGUGUUUCUUUGCUUAUGCCAUUGAGGUGGGCCUUACGCGUGCAAAACCUGGGGAGAUAAGUGGAUUUCUGUCCACCGUGCCGGGACUCUUGAAGGUCUUUGAGACCUACGUGGCCUGCAUCAUCUUCUCCCUUCUUCCGGGAAUUUACCCGUAUCCUGGGCUCCAGUGGUCCGUGGCGGUCUACUCCAUCUGCUUCAUCAUCACGGCGCUCAUCAUUUUGCUCACCAUUGGUCGCCUCUUGGCGAUGUUGCCUGUAAAUAUUGAGAAGGUCCUCAUUGGUUUCAACAUUUUGGCGGUGGCGAUGUACCUCACCGUGGUGGUUAUAUGGCCGCUGUAUUUUUUCAAGAUAGCUUUAAACGGGAGUGCACGGGACAAUGGAAUUGGCAUCACGGUCCUGACCUGCAUUAACUUUUUGGCGUACGUUGUGGACUUGGCGUAUUCCUGCAGGAUGGUUUUCUUUACGGUCCAAGCCUAGACUCCAGAGAGACCUAAGAACAUGGACAUCCUAGUCUAAGGGCGGGGAAGACGACAGACGCUAAUAAGAUCAUGUGUGAAGGUGGACACACAGAACCAUAGAAAUCAUUGGAACAAUAGAGGUUGUUGUCCCAGGCUGGGCCCCGACUCUUGAGGGCCCACAGAUACGAACAUAAGGGAUUUAUGAAACUGAAAGCAGAACUGCCUUUGUUCCCCAUAGCAACCAAUCACAGCGCAGCUUUCAUUUCAUACUCUGCUCUUGGGAAAUGAAAGCUGUGCUGUGAUUGGCUGCUGUGGGCAACAAAGACGGGCUUCUUCCUGCCCCUGUAUGUUGCUCUAUGACACAAUCACAUCAUCAUACUAUACCAUACACAUUAUAGAGGUCCUAAACUCAGCUCUGCUACAUCUGUACACAGAGCUGUCUUUAUACAUUAGCUUGUGGGUACAGUAAAUGUAGAAAUGUAAUAUUCAUGCGCUUCCUAAAACUUUAAAGGGGUUGUCCAGGGUCAGAAAAACAUGGCUGCUUUCUUCCAAAUAACAGCGCCACACCUAUCCUCAGGUUGGGCGUGGUAUUGCAGUGAAUGGCGCUAAACUGCAAUCCCAGACAACACCUGCGGCGCUGUAUCUGGGUGAAAGCGGCCAUCUUUUCCUAAGCUUGGACAACCCAUUUAAAAGCACGUUGGUCAGAUUUAACCCACUGAAACCCACAAAAUAUUAGCCCUACUCACAGCACAAAGGCAUGUUGAGGAACAGAGAUUUGCAUUACUUUAAGGCUUUAUACAAUUAUUAUUUUUUUUAAAUAUAAGAUUUUUUUUUUGUAUGUUUGUCCACAAUAAUGGGCAUUGUAGUGUAGGAACGCGGGCAUACGCGGGGCAGCAUACCCGAUCAAACAAUAGUAUUUACCUGAAGCAUAUUAUCUGUAUACCAGUCGAUUUUUGUGGCAGAAAACAUGUUAAAAAACAAAAACAUUUUAAAAAAAAUAUAUAAAUUUGGUCAAAUUCCUCUUAAUCCGGCACCCACAGGCCUUAUCGAGGGGGCGGAUUACUGGAUAUUCUGGAUUAUUGGACAGUGUAUUAAACCUUAUAAUCUUCGGACCGCUCAGCGUUGGACACCACCAGAUUCCGGAUGGAAGGAAUUUCCCGGAUGUGUUUGUCAUUGCGACAUUAAAAUGCUUUGC
Messenger RNA from Bufo gargarizans (Asiatic toad), 3068 nucleotides. RefSeq names its product myeloid-associated differentiation marker-like. Gene Ontology annotation, cellular component: membrane. Bases 1059 to 1892 code for a protein of 277 amino acids. NCBI's taxonomy places the organism in Eukaryota, Metazoa, Chordata, Amphibia, Anura, Bufonidae. The record is from RefSeq and is a predicted model, not a curated record. The transcript has 2 exons.